AUGGCGCAAGCGGCGCUCACGGCGCUGGACACGUGGACGGCGCGGGAUUGGCGGAAGGAGGAGCGCCGGUGGCGCGAAGAGCUGCGCCGGUGGCGCGCGGAUGACAUCGCGUUCCGCGCGGAGGAGAGGCGAUUUAAAGCGGAGGAGCGGAUGUUCCGCGCUGUGCGGCACAGGUGUGCUUCUAGCGGGUGGCGCCACGAGAUAAUGCAGCAGCGCCACGUGGACAACGCCAUGCACCUGUGGGAUCGCCCUCCUUGCGUCUCUCUCCCCUCCCUCUUCUCCUCCCCCCGCCAGCACCAAGGAGAGGGCCAUGCCAUGGCAUGCCAUGUUGACACCCAACUCCCCACUUCUCCCUUGCCCUUUCUCUCACCCACUCUCACCUACAGGAGGGCCAUGCCAUGGCAUGGCAUGUUGACACCCAACUCCUUCUCUCGCUUCCCUCCCCUCUCACCCCUUGCCCUUUCGAACCCCUUCCCCCCUGCCUUUAGCACCAAGGAGUGCAGUGCAACAGGUGGGGCGUGGAGGAGAAAGCGGAGAGGAGCACAUGAGGGCCAUGGCAUGGCGUGGCACACCAACGCACCACUCCUCGUCCCACACCCUCUCUCACACUCCCUCUUCCUUCACGUUACCAGCACCAAGGAGUGCAACAGGCGAAGCGUGGAGGAGAAGGCGGAGCACAUGAGGGCCAUGGCGUGGCUGGCGGCUAUAGUGGGCGGAUUCACCAUGACUGCUCCUGUAGAAUUCACAUAUAGCGACCCCGAUGCUCCCAUGGCCCUUGUCACGGCAUACGCCCUCUGCACUGCUCUCGUGCCAUCACUGAUGGUGGUGGCGGCAAUGAUAGCAGUGUUCGUGCUGGGAGCAGUGCUGAGGAUGGGAAAGCUCUACGUGCACGAGAGGGAGGAGGAGGAGUUUCUCGCCUCUGCCCGCUACUUUGCACUCAACCGGGCGGCAGCGGGCGGCAACAGGACGACAAUUGCCGCCCCACCAGCUGCCUUGAGGAGCUUUGACCGCUUCUGGGACCUCAGAUGCGAGUCUGAUUGGCGGCUGACCUUCCGCCUCUUUUCUGCUGGUAUCACCUUCUUCUUCCCUCUGCUUGCCACCAUGGCGUUCCUCAAGUUCCACCCCAACAUCUGGAUCCCCUCCAUCUUCUCCUCUGUGCUGCUCGUGGCUCUCAUCCAAUGGUACACACCACUCAACUACACUCGUUUCCGCGUAUAA
Molecule: messenger RNA, 1218 nt
Organism: Closterium sp. Naga37s-1
Lineage: Eukaryota; Viridiplantae; Streptophyta; Zygnematophyceae; Desmidiales; Closteriaceae
Source: the annotation of a GenBank genome assembly